GCUAAUUGGCGCUGACUACUAUUAGCUAUUAACCGGGAUCUUGUAGUUUUGCAUAAGUGCUUCGAUCCAUCGAUAUUAAUAGCAUAGAAAAUUGCACAAACCGUGCUCAGUGCAGUGAUAGACAUUCGUGGGAAUUUUGGUCAUGCGCACUGGAGCGCAUGAUCACUGCCGUAUACACUUAACUAGAAUUUAGGAUAUCGUUGGAUCCCAGUGAGGAACAAAAUUUAAGGAAGUUACAGGGAAAGAGACAAGAACAAAAAAUUUCCUCUUAAUCUACAUAAGUAUAGCUAGAGAAAUACGUAGGGGAUCUUCGAUAAGUUAAUUUUUGUGUGAUUGACGAGCAUUUGAAAGUUCAAUUUUAUACAAAACGUGGGAAUUUCCAACAUGUACCUCUUUUUGCGCUAAAGAUACAUCUAUGGCAGAAAGCUAACGCAUGCGCAAAACGGAAUACCACGAGGGAAAAUUCUAGUGCGCAUGCCCAAAAUUCCCACGAAUGUCCAUCACUACCCCAAUGCAGCUAACUUCGCUGAUUAAACGAUAACUGGCGCUUUACGUAUUACAGCCAUUGGCUACGCGUAGAAAUGUCUCAUACAAUAUUGCUUGUCCAACUAGGCAAUAGACCUGAAACAAGAACAUAUUCUGAUUAUGAAAGUGUUAAUGAAUGUAUGGAAGGAGUAUGCAAAAUUUAUGAGGAACAUUUAAAGAGGCGGAAUCCAAAUACUCCAACUAUAACAUAUGAUAUCAGUCAGUUGUUUGACUUUAUCGAUCAACUCACAGAUUUAUCAUGCCUUGUUUAUCAAAAAUCUACAAAUACAUACGCUCCAUACAACAAGGAUUGGAUCAAAGAAAAAAUAUAUGUUUUAUUACGCAGAGCAGCAGGACAUAAUGAAUAAUUAAUGGAUAAAGA
Molecule: messenger RNA, 907 nt
Organism: Colletes gigas
Lineage: Eukaryota; Metazoa; Arthropoda; Insecta; Hymenoptera; Colletidae
Gene: e(r)
Product: enhancer of rudimentary homolog
Exons: 3
Coding region: 582-893 (103 amino acids)
Source: RefSeq, a predicted model, not a curated record